Molecule: messenger RNA, 962 nt
Organism: Papilio machaon (common yellow swallowtail)
Lineage: Eukaryota; Metazoa; Arthropoda; Insecta; Lepidoptera; Papilionidae
Product: cilia- and flagella-associated protein 20-like
Exons: 1
Coding region: 6-962 (318 amino acids)
Biological process (GO): positive regulation of cell motility; cilium assembly; regulation of cilium beat frequency involved in ciliary motility
Cellular component (GO): motile cilium; ciliary basal body
Source: RefSeq, a predicted model, not a curated record
UAAUAAUGUUUAAAAAUACCUAUCAAAGUGGACUUUUGACAAUAUUUUAUAGCUGUGGAUCAAAUCCAUUAGCGAUAUGGGAUAUGGAGGUACGGAAUGGUCACAUUAAACGACUCACUGAUAGCGAAGUAAACUCUAUCGUUCUUGAAAUAGUGGGUACUAAUGUUGCGACUACUUACAUAACUUGCCCGAAAAGGAACCAAGUACUAGGUAUUAGAUUACCUUUUCUUGUGAUGAUAGUGAAAAAUUUAAAAAGAUACUUCUCGUUCGAAAUUACCAUUUUGGAUGACAAAAACCUCAGAAGACGAUUUACAAUUUCCAAUUUCCAAUCAACAACAAAGAUAAAACCCUUUUGUACCUCAAUGCCGAUCGGUCUAUCGGGGGGAUGGAAUCAGAUACAAUUUAAUUUAGCUGAUUUUACGAAAAGAGCAUAUGGGACUCAAUUUAUAGAAACACUUCGAGUACAAGUACAUGCAAAUGCACGGUUACGUAGAAUUUAUUUCUGUGAACGGCUUUAUGCAGAAGAUGAAUUACCACAAGAUUACAAAUUGUAUUUACCACUAGAUCGAAAGCAAAGGAAGGGCAAAUUUGGGAAAGACCCUGCACAAGCUGCUAAACCAUCAGCUGCUCCACCCCCUACGCCUCCAACUGAAAUUGUGAAGAAAGAAGAAACGCCACAGGUUGCCAGUGAACCUAUCAAGCAAGAACCACCAGAAGUUCCAAAUAUAAAGGAAGAAAAGCCCGAACCAAUUAAGGAGGAGGUAAUCGAGAAUAUAAAACCAGAAGAACCCGCAGAAAUACCUGAAACUGUUGCUGAGGACACCACGGUUACUGAAGAACCACCAGCUGCUGAGGAACUCCCAGCGGUUGAAGAGCCCUCCGCGGUUGAAGAGCCCCCAGCCGUUGAAGAGUCCCCAGCCGUUGAAGAGCCACCAGAAGCCGAGUUAGAGGAAGAAUCUUAA